Choloepus didactylus (southern two-toed sloth) is the source of this 4890-nucleotide messenger RNA. RefSeq names its product RUNX1 partner transcriptional co-repressor 1 (gene RUNX1T1). The record is from RefSeq and is a predicted model, not a curated record. The coding region runs from base 384 to 2198 and encodes 604 amino acids. Gene Ontology annotation, molecular function: transcription corepressor activity. The transcript has 12 exons. Gene Ontology annotation, cellular component: nucleus. Lineage: Eukaryota; Metazoa; Chordata; Mammalia; Pilosa; Megalonychidae. Gene Ontology annotation, biological process: DNA-templated transcription; negative regulation of DNA-templated transcription.
AGCAGAGCUCCGCAAGUCUUCUGCGCUGCGUGGAGGCUGCGUUUGGCUGGCUUCCCCGAUCCCGGGCUCUUUGCACCCGAGCUCACUGUGCGUAGCGCCGGGCGGCCGGAGGCGCUCCCCGGCGCGAGUCCGCGGCCCCCUGGCGAGCGCGCGUGGGCGAGCGGCCGCGGACACUUUGGCCUGGCUAGGGAAGCCGCGCCCUCGCACCCUCGCCCCGCGGGCCGGCGGAGGCGACGGGAAGUUUUAUUUGCAGCUCGGACCCCGUGGCGGAUGGUGGGACUCUCUGGCUCUGUGCAAUAAAAGAUUGAUCUCUGGGCUGGUGAACAUAAUAUCUGUCCCAGUCAGAAAAGGAGAGAGGAAAUUAGCAGAGCGAUUGGUGGAGAAUGAUAUCUGUCAAAAGAAACACUUGGAGAGCACUGAGUUUAGUAAUAGGUGACUGCCGGAGAAAAGGGAACUUUGAAUAUUGUCAAGAUCGUACUGAGAAGCACUCCACAAUGCCAGACUCACCUGUGGAUGUGAAGACGCAAUCGAGGCUGACUCCCCCGACGAUGCCCCCUCCCCCGACCACGCAAGGAGCUCCAAGAACCAGUUCAUUUACGCCCACAACAUUAACUAAUGGCACGAGCCAUUCGCCUACAGCCUUGAAUGGCGCCCCCUCGCCACCCAACGGCUUUAGCAACGGGCCUUCUUCUUCUUCCUCGUCUUCUCUGGCUAAUCAACAGCUGCCCCCGGCCUGUGGUGCCAGGCAACUCAGUAAACUGAAGCGGUUCCUCACCACUCUGCAACAGUUUGGCAAUGACAUCUCACCGGAGAUAGGAGAGAGAGUCCGCACCCUGGUUCUAGGACUGGUGAACUCAACUUUGACAAUUGAAGAAUUUCAUUCCAAACUGCAAGAAGCUACUAACUUUCCACUGCGACCUUUUGUCAUCCCAUUUUUGAAGGCCAACUUGCCCUUGCUGCAGCGUGAGCUCCUCCAUUGUGCAAGACUGGCCAAACAGAACCCUGCCCAGUACCUCGCCCAGCAUGAACAGCUGCUUCUGGAUGCCAGCACCACCUCACCUGUUGACUCCUCAGAGCUGCUUCUCGAUGUGAACGAAAACGGGAAGAGGCGAACUCCAGACAGAACCAAAGAAAAUGGCUUUGACAGAGAGCCUUUGCACUCAGAACAUCCAAGCAAGCGACCAUGCACUAUUAGCCCAGGCCAGCGGUACAGUCCAAAUAACGGCUUAUCCUACCAGCCCAAUGGCCUGCCUCACCCCACCCCACCGCCACCUCAGCAUUACCGUUUGGAUGAUAUGGCCAUUGCCCACCACUACAGGGACUCUUAUCGACACCCCAGCCACAGGGACCUCAGGGACAGAAACAGACCUAUGGGGUUGCAUGGCACACGUCAAGAAGAAAUGAUUGAUCACAGACUAACAGACAGAGAAUGGGCAGAAGAAUGGAAACAUCUUGACCAUCUGUUAAACUGCAUAAUGGACAUGGUGGAAAAAACAAGGCGAUCUCUCACUGUACUAAGGCGAUGUCAGGAAGCGGACCGCGAGGAACUGAAUUACUGGAUCCGGCGGUACAGUGACGCCGAGGACUUGAAAAAGGGCGGCAGCAGUAGCAGCAGCCACUCCCGGCAGCAGAGUCCCAUCAACCCAGACCCAGUUGCUUUAGACGCGCAUCGAGAAUUCCUUCACAGGCCUGCUUCUGGAUACGUGCCAGAGGAGAUCUGGAAGAAAGCUGAGGAGGCGGUCAAUGAGGUGAAACGCCAGGCGAUGACGGAGCUGCAGAAGGCUGUGUCGGAGGCGGAGCGGAAAGCUCACGAUAUGAUCACCACGGAGCGAGCCAAGAUGGAGCGCACGGUCGCCGAGGCCAAGCGGCAGGCCGCGGAAGAUGCGCUCGCUGUCAUCAAUCAGCAAGAGGAUUCCAGCGAGAGCUGCUGGAAUUGUGGCCGUAAAGCGAGCGAAACCUGCAGUGGCUGCAACACGGCCCGAUACUGUGGCUCAUUUUGCCAGCACAAAGACUGGGAGAAGCACCACCACAUCUGUGGACAGACCCUGCAGGCCCAGCAGCAGGGGGACACGCCUGCCGUCAGCUCCUCCGUCACGCCCAACAGCGGGGCCGGGAGCCCCAUGGACACACCACCAGCAGCCACCCCGAGGUCGACCACCCCAGGGACCCCCUCCACCAUAGAGACGACCCCUCGCUAGACAUGAACUCAGAACUGUCGGAGGAAAGACAACAGAACCAACACGAAACCAAUUCCUCAUCCUCAAGCUCAAAGUUGUUUUUUUGUUUGUUUGUUUAUAGAUGAACUAUCAUAUUUCAGUACUCCAGCAAGAGAAGACGUAACUGUAUCUUGAGGUGGUAGUAAAACACAGAGGGCCAGUAACGGGUCGUAAUGACUUACUGUGGAUAACAAAGAUAUCUUUUCUUUAGAGAACUGAAAAAGAGAGCAGAGAAUAUAACAUGAAAUGAUAGAUUUGACCUCCUCCCUGUUAUUUUCCAGUAGCUGGGAUUUUAAACUAGAUGACCUCAUUAACCGAUGCUUUACCAAACAGCAAACCAAGAGAUUGCUAAUUGCUGUUGAAAGCAAAAAUGCUAAUAUUAAAAGUCACAAUGUUCUUUAGAUGUAAUAAUGGAAGAAAAGAGGAAAACUCUCAAGGGCAUGAGCAUUGGAUACAGCAGUAGACAUUUUAACAAGAAGAUGAAUGGCGUCCGUGGGUUGCUAACUGAACUUUGAAGACCCACUACAAAACGCGCAGAUGUGUAGCAGAUUGGAAGGAGACACAGAUGUUCAGUUUUUUUUUCCUGUUUCUGAAAAGAAAUAAUAAUAUCCAGGUCAACAGAAUGAAAAAAUGAAAGAUGAUUUGCAGUGGGAUGUAUGAAUAUAGCAGCAAGAAAAAAAAAUGCCAUAAUACAAAAGGCUCCUUUUUUAUAUAUAUAUGAACACACACGGAAGUACAAGACUCAGCCUGCAGUUAAUUAGCAUCCUGGCAGCUUUGACAUCAGCCAGCUGCCCUAAAUAACCCUUCAACGUUUCUUCACUUUUGCAAGGUUCCACAGAGUAAGACAUUGGGUCUGUUCCAGCUCAUUCAUUUUAUAUUGAAAAGUAAUUUUAAAAAAAAUAAUGGUGGCUCCAGCUCCAGCCCCCUUUCCAAAAUUUUUCAACCCCACCCUGUUUGGAUUUUUAAUUACAAACUCGUAGUUCUCUUGGUGUUAAAACACUUCUGUCCUGUGAGGUUUCCCAAUGGUGUUUUUCUUGUAAAUGUGUUGGACAAAUGUGAAGAUGCAUUGUAGUUUAACCAUUCGCCCACAUUUAGUCUCUUUAUUCCUAGUUGGUGAGAAACCUGUAUCUUUCUAUGCUGCUUUUAUAUCUGUAUGUAUUAGUGAUAUUUCUCUAGUAGUUUAAAAAAGAAAAAAAAAAAAAAAAGACUCUUUUUGGUUGUCCACAAGAAAAGAAAAGAAAAAGCUAUCUUUUGGAGCUGCUAUUUCACUCUCUUAUAGAAUUUUUUUUUCCUGAAAACCAGCAUGCUUCACGGAAUGCUAACAUGGGUGUUUUUGUAAGAGGGAUGUACAUAAAUGUAUUUUGCACUGUCACAAUGACUCCCUAGGCAUGCUUUUUUUUUUUCUGAGCAAACUUUUUAAAUAUGCUAGAGCCAUUUCACCAAGUUUAGCUGUAGCAUAGAGUAGUAGUGGAAUUUUUUCUUUUUUUGGAAAAUUCACUAUUAGGGACUUUUUUUAAAAAAAUGAAAUAACAAGAUAUCCUACUUAAAAAAAAAAAAGGACAGUGCAUGCAUAUUGCUGUAAGAUCGUUUAAGUAUUUCUAAUUUUACAAAAAAAAAAAAAAAAGUUAAAUCAUUAGAGCUCCAAAUGCUGAGGUGUAGAUUGACAGCUUUAACACUGCUGAAUGCCAGGUUAUACAGUAUUCUUACAAAAAGGGAAGUCAGCCAAAGACUGAUCUGAUGGACCAAAAUCGGAAUUUUGAAAAGCACCAGUACUAUUUUCCAAAUGAUCAGCAGGUUAAACAUGUUCAGCAAGGUAUAGUGUGAAUCCAUUAACCCUUCGUUGUCCAGGGUCCAGACCAGAACUACUUGUUAGUUUUGAAAAUAGUAGCCCAGGAUGUGGUUGUGUGCUUUAGAGAAAGUCAGCAGUGCUGCAGGCUGUGUAGACAACCAAAGUUACAAGGCUGGGAAGACACUUCUCCAUAUACAUAUACACCAGGCAUUGCUUUAACAAAUCUAAAACGAUCCAUUAGCUUUGGGAGUUUUUUAAUGUAGCCCUUGGAUACAGUUUUAAAUGGCUUGUUGAGUAUCUGCAAAGAGGCAAUCCUAAAUUGGUUUGCUCUAUGUCUCUUAAAUCUUAACAUUUUUCAUUUUCUCCCUGUAUUCUCAUAUACAAGUUGGUUUUAAUUUUGUUUGGGUGGUGUUAUGUUUUUGUUUUUUUUUUUGUUUUUUUUUUUUAAUAGGUUUUUUAGUUUAAAAAAUUCUGAUGAGCAAACAAAUACAUCUAUCUGCAUGUUGGAAGUCCAUCUGCCAGCACACCUGCUUAAAGUGAAAUUGAAAGCACAUAACCAGGCUCUGAAUGGGUUAUAUUUUAUCAUGGUGCUCCCAGAAUCCUUUGACCUCACUCUGCUUUCUAGUCUGCUUGUGACACUGGACAGUCCUUUCUUACAGAGCUAUUAUAUGUUCUAGGCUACGAAGGGUUAAAUAAUCCCAAAAAUGAGGUAUGUCAUACCCACAUGUCUUUAUCUCUAGAAGCUGUGAUGUAUGUGAAACAGCACUGUUAUUCUUAACACUAGUGUGUAAAAUAAGGAUUAGUACAGUAUGUCUCAUUACUUUUAAUUCAGGGCACCCUGAGUGAAAACAAAUACAAAAAAAAAAAAAUCCCUAACUCUGAGCU